Molecule: messenger RNA, 3178 nt
Organism: Gossypium arboreum
Lineage: Eukaryota; Viridiplantae; Streptophyta; Magnoliopsida; Malvales; Malvaceae
Exons: 1
Coding region: 180-911 (243 amino acids)
Source: RefSeq, a predicted model, not a curated record
AAAUUACCUAAUACUUAUUGAAAAAAUGCAUAAUGGUAAUUAUUGUUUUUCAUGUCACUCUCGCUUUCAUAUCACAAGCUAAAAAUAACAAUUUUUUUAAAAAAAAAUAGAAACUCUCUUUUAAAUGUAAACGCAACCGCCGCCACGAAUCUACGAGAAACCACCGGACCCGACCCACGAUGGAAAUCAAUGGACCUUCCCGCUUCCGCAACCCCAAAUCCCAAUCAACCGAUCGUUUCCUCGGCGUUUACCCCCAUGCACCUCCGUCCAACCACCUUUCCCACUCUUCCGCCGUCAUUGAAGAGCUCAAUGAAGAUGAUAUCUUCUCAUCUGGUGACUUCUCCGACAACUCCAAUGGCUCCAGUUCUGCCGGUGGCCUCUCCCAUUUCCACCACCAAAAAACAUCUCCUUCCUCCACUCCCUUUAACCAUAAAUCCUUCCCUCACUCCGAAAACUUCGGAAUCCUCGCCGCCAUCCGCGACCCUUCACGUCCGCAAUCCCAUUUCUACCAAAAGCCCUCGAUUUCUACUUCGGCCUCCUCUUCCUCCUCUGUCGCUUCAGCAUCUUCCUCUGCUCGUUCAAUUCCGUCGAUUCCGAAACCGCCGCAAGAACGAAUCCCCGUCAUUUCGUCUUCAUCUUCUUCUUUAGGAAGGUUUCAUCAAUCGGCACCGGUUAAUGUGCCCAUGCUGGCGAAACCGAUGAGGAAAAAGCAAGAUUUUGACGACGAUUACGACAUGGAGCUGGAGGAAGAAGGGGAAAUGUUGCCACCGCAUGAGAUUGUGGCCAAGAGCUUAGCCCAGUCCCCUAUGUUGGCUUGUUCAGUGCUCGAAGGCGUGGGGAGAACCCUAAAAGGAAGGGAUCUAAGGCAGGUAAGGAAUGCUGUUUGGAGACAAACUGGGUUUCUUGAUUAAUUGAGGAAGAAACUUGUGUUUUGGUUUUUCUUUGAAGAUUCAUUUUGGGGGUUUGAUUAUUGACUGUUGGAUAUGGCAAAGUAUUAAGUAUUCGAUUAAUGUAAUCAAAAUUUGAUUAUUUUGUUAUGUAAUUUAACUCUUUGUUAUGUGGCUUAGUUUUUUCUGGUUAUAUGAAAAAGAAAAUAUAUUAAGCAAAUAGAAUAAAGAAAUUUAGAGGUGCUAAUAGUGUUGGAACUUAGAAACUUGAAAGUAAAUUGCUUUAUGCAUACUGUAAAUUCGUCUAAUUAAUCUUUGCUAAAUUAAAGAAUGGAAGUUCUUCACUAAUUUUAUUGCUAUCGAGGGUGGUCUACAUUCUACUACGUCGUUCCACAUUGUGUCCAAGUAAAUUGCUUUAAGCAUAAUAGCACCUUCUGGUGCUAAGCAAGUAGUGGUCCAGUGUUCAUUUGAAUGCUGCAACGUGUUAUUGUAGAACGCUUGGUUUUGGCUUCCAUGGUGGCAUGAUAGCUUUAAACUUCUCUUGUUGGAUGAUGAUUGCGAGCUGGGAAUUUGUGGUUUAGUUUCGGGUUGAAUGCAUUGAUGUAUUAUUGUCGAAUGCUUGGUUUUCUCUUUCGUUGAUGGACUGAUAGUUUUGAACUUCUCUAAUUGGGUUUACAAUGUUGGAAGAUUUGUUGUUCACGAUAUGUUGCUACUUGCUAGUGUAAAAGGUUCUAUACCGCCCGGGAUGAUGCACGCUUGGAGCCAGGGAGUUUGCGUUCUAUCUUUUUUGGUUGAAUGUGGUGAGGUAUUAUUGUGGAAUGCUUGGUUUUUAUUGGUGGCUUGAUAGCUUUGACUUAGCUUGUUGGUUGUAAGCUGUUAGAAGGUUUUAUUGUUCAUAAGUUGCUAGUGUGAAGGACGCUGGGAUGAUGAUGGUAGGUUGGCUUAGUUGUGCAUGAUUAAAUUUUGGUCUAUUUUGAUGCCAGUGUUAACUGAAACUGAAAUAGGAAGCCACCAUUUUAUUAUUAUCUAUUAAGGAAAAAUUGAAAAGCUGGUGGCUAAGCUUUUGAGUUGCUGGCUAAGAACUCAUUUCUGUUAACUAUUGAAUGGAACUUGUAUAGGUCUUAACCUUGGUAACAAAACUGAAGUAAACUUGUAAGAAUGGAUAAUGAAGAGGAUAGAAUAAUUUAUAGCUGUUCAUGUCAUGAUUAUGUACUAUGGAGCUUGGCUGAAAUCAAUACAGGUGCCAAACUUGAAGAUAUUUUCAUGUGGACUUCCACUGGUCAUGAUUGGCACUAUAUUAUUGGUCAUGCAUCAGCACUUUUUAGUUGCAUUAGGAGUAGCUUCUUCAUGUAGGAUAGUGCUUUGGCCGUAGCCAUGGAGUAAAUGGUUAAAGUCAUUUGAAUAGAUGUAUUCAUUUUAAGAAAGUAAGGUGCCAGUCUGUGUAUCGGUCAUCAACUUCUGAACUCUCUAGUAUCCCUUGUUUGUUUAAUUCCUUGCUUAAAAUAUGCCAAGUUGGCGUGUUAAUUCAUCUCACAAGAUUGCUCAUCAAGUUCUAUAGAAGUUGAAAUUUACAGGUGCAACUCAAUUUAACUUUUAUGUUGGACUAAUACUGUUCACUUUAGUAAGUGUUUGACUGCAAGAAUUGACAUUCGAAAGCUAAUAGAUUUGAUGAAAAGAAUGUUGUUUCCAUUGAUGGCUCAUCAAUAAAACUAUGCUUAUGUUACUUGAUCCUCAAUGGAAGACAAAGGAUUAAGGAUUUGUGAAGUAUAGUCCUUUGGCUCUAAGGUGAUUAUCCUAUUAUUAGAUACAUACAACAAGACAUCAUUAAUUAUUUUCAAUUUAAUUGUUUAAAGUUGUAUUGAUACCUUCAUAUUUUUCUGGAAUCUGUGAUUAGGGUGUGGCCAGGGAUUCAAAUAGCGUCAUAACGGAGAAAAGCGGCAAAACCGGCCCGCUAUUACCCUUUUUACUAACCCAGACCUUUGAUUUCUUACUGUUUCUGUGAAAUUUUUUGUUUUCAGAGAUGAAAGAGAGGAAUGGAUGAGGAAAAUGAUGUUAAUCUGUUACUAGAGAAGAUAGAGACAAAUAAAAUGAAAAAUGCUAUAAUAAAGGCUAUACCUAUUGCUACACGUUUAGUUUGAGGGGGAGAUUCUGUAGUCUAGAUAAGAAAACAAAGGUUUAAAUUCUGCCAUCAGUCCAUGUACUUUGCAAAUGUCAUAUGGAUUUUUAUUUGGUGGCUUGAAAUGUUAAAAUUUCAGUCCUCACUAAAUAGUUAAGUUAUAUUAUUUUUAAAA